Molecule: messenger RNA, 5726 nt
Organism: Larimichthys crocea (large yellow croaker)
Lineage: Eukaryota; Metazoa; Chordata; Actinopteri; Sciaenidae
Gene: foxo3b
Product: forkhead box O3b
Exons: 4
Coding region: 482-2473 (663 amino acids)
Biological process (GO): regulation of transcription by RNA polymerase II
Cellular component (GO): nucleus; mitochondrial matrix
Molecular function (GO): RNA polymerase II cis-regulatory region sequence-specific DNA binding; DNA-binding transcription factor activity, RNA polymerase II-specific
Source: RefSeq, a predicted model, not a curated record
AGGUGUGUGCAUGUGUGUGUGUAUGUGUGUAUGUGUGUGUAUGUGUGUGUGCAGCGCUGUGUGGAGAGCAAAUCGAGAUACAGUAGUAACCCAGAGUGAGGUGGCAGUCUUAUUCCACAUCGACACUGACUUGCCCUGCACACAUCCUAUCUGUCUCUUUAUCGUCUCAGACCGCACUUGGAGGAGUGAAAGAGGAGAGAGUCAAGAUGGCAUCUGGAAGUGGUCGUGGACAAUCCGGGAUUUAGUCUCUCUCUCUCUCUCUUUCUUUUUUUUAUUUGGUACCACGGAGCGCAAGUGACUGGCCGUGCAAGGCGUUCACAACUAAGUUGCUGUUGGCCCUGUCGGGACUUCGCUGGUGUGGAAUAGCAACAAAGGACGGGAGCGCGCAUUCAUGGGACGCGACUUUGACAGCUCUUCAUUUCUUGUCUUGUAACUUUAUUACCUGACACCUGGGACGAGAUUGUGACUGGAGCAGGAGAUAAUGGCCGAGGCUCCGCUCCCCGACACACUCCCGGACUUGGACGUGGUCAUCGACCCGGACUUCGAGCCCCAGAAGCGGCCCAGAUCUUGCACCUGGCCGCUGCCACGACCAGACUCAAACGCGGUGAAACCAGAAAACCAUGACACAGAUAUUAUACCCGAAGAAGAAGAUGAUGAUGAGGAUAACGCCACCCCUACAGCCAUCAGUGUCAAUGGCUCUGGCUUGGCGACAGAGGACCAGAGUAGCAACAGCCCCGUAGCCAAUGGAGCGCUCUCCUCCCCCGGCCAGGAGAGCGGAGGCUCCCCGCUUUCAGCGCACUCCCCGGUGGCCACCUCUGGCGCGCUGACUCCCAGCAGCUUGGCUGCCCAGCAGACCCCGAGGAAGGCGUCAUCUCGCCGUAACGCCUGGGGAAAUCUCUCCUACGCCGACCUGAUAACCAAAGCCAUUGAGAGCGCACCGGACAAGAGACUGACACUGUCUCAGAUUUAUGACUGGAUGGUGAGAUCCAUUCCUUACUUCAAAGACAAAGGAGACAGCAACAGCUCUGCAGGGUGGAAGAACUCCAUCCGGCACAACCUUUCCCUCCACAGCCGCUUCAUUCGUGUCCAGAAUGAGGGAACAGGGAAGAGUUCCUGGUGGAUGAUCAACCCAGAGGGAGGCAAGGGUGGAAAGGCUCCUCGCCGUCGUGCAGUCUCAAUGGACAACAGCAACAAGUACACCAAGUCUGCCCGAGGUCGCGCUGCCAAGAAGAAGGCCGCUCUGCAGGCUGCAGCUGCUGCAGCUGGUGAGGGUGGAGGAGACAGUCCUUCAGGUCUCUCCAAGUGGCCUGGAAGCCCAACAUCACGUAGCAGUGAGGACCUGGAUGCCUGGACAGACUUCCGCUCCCGCACUAAUUCCAAUGCCAGCACACUGAGCGGCCGUCUAUCGCCCAUUCUGGCCAACCCUGAGCUAGACGAGGUGCCCGAUGACGAGCCUCCUCUCUCGCCUAUGCUCUACUCCAGCCCUGGUAGAGCGCUGUCUCCUGGCAAUUCCACGACCAACGGGAAGUCUGCACCAGCUGAGCUGCCCCGCCUGGCAGACCUGGCAGGUACAAUGAACCUGAAUGAUGGACUCACAGAUGACCUGAUGGAUGAGUUGCUGGAUAACAUCAAUCUGGUGUCAACUGUUACAGGACAGGCCACUCCAAAUGGUUCCUCAGGGUUCAAUUUUGGGUCCAAACCCAAUGGGCUAGGCUCACCUUCCUCCAACUCCUCUCCCUCCUCCAAUUCUUCUCCUAAUGGUGGAGUUAAUGGUUUUGGUAACUCCAUCUUUGGCCCGCACACGCCUGGAUCUUCUCUGCGUCCGUCCCCCAUGCAGACCAUCCAAGAGAACAAGCAGACCUCUUUCUCCACCAUCAGCUUGUCCCGCUUUGGCAGUCAGACACUACAAGAUUUGCUCAACUCUGACAGCCACAGCGAUGUCAUGAUGACCCAGUCUGACCCACUGAUGUCACAGGCCAGCGCCGCAGCUGUCAUUUCCCAGAACUCUCGCCGUGGCCUAAUGCUCCGUAAUGAUCCCGUAAUGACCUUUGGGACCACAGGAGGACUUCAGGGCAGCCAAGGGGAGAUGCUGCAAAGUAACAACCACAACCAGAGCUCCCAGAGGUCUUUAAACGGAGGCCUGAACCUAGCCAACGAGGCUAACGCUCUGGCUAAUGCCAAGCAGCAGCUACUCCUCUCACCCUUGGGCGUAAAAGGAUCCUCUUCCAUGCAGAUCGACACCUCAAUCUUCCUGAAUGGAACCAUUAGCAGCAGUGGAGGGAUCUGUCAGGACCGUUUCCCCACAGAUCUGGACCUGGAUAUGUUCAACAGCAGCCUGGAGUGUGACAUGGACUCCAUCAUCAGGAACGAGCUGAUGGACGCAGAUGGACUGGACUUUAUCUUUGACCCUCUGGCCAACAUGAACGGAGUCGGCAACUUCACGAACACCAAGCAGACCUGGGUACCCAGCUGAGAGGGUCAGGCCAGGAAGGAGCAGAGCAGGUCUGAACUGUGUAGUGCAAGAGAAGAUCAGACACACAACAUCCUUUUUGCCAAACCUGCCAUCAGCACAACGUAAAAUACAAACCCUGUGUUUACAGAAGAAGACUUCCUCUCGAGAGCUUUACCUUCGCUCCCACACUGGUGAACCAUGAACAAUCCGACAGACUCUAGAGAUGCUGCACAUCAUCCCUCAAAGCCUCCUGUGAAACAACAACAAAAAGAUAUGUCAAACUCACAAAUCCUAGAAUUAUGCAAUUUUUCUUUGACACCCAGUCUGUUGAUAUCAAAGGGACACUGCUUAUCAGAAAGGGGUUUCAGGUGGAAUCCAAGAACUAAAUAUCAAACAAAGAUUGAAGGAGUGCACCGUGCAGUUGUUCCCGUUGAAGACAAAAAAAGACAGUUAAAAAAAAGAAGUGUAAAGUGAAAAAAAUCUAGAAGUGAUGUGGUGUAAAUCUGAUCCAGUGGUUUCCUGGGUUGUGUUAUGUUGAGAAAAAAAGUUCCCUCUGUUCUUACUUAGAGAUUUUAAAUGUUCAGUGUUUGUUUUUUGGAUUUUCUGUUUUAUCAUAAUUGUUUCUGCAUCAUACAGUACAUGUCUGUACAAAAUUAAUUGGUGUAUUGAUGAAAUGUAAAGAUGGAAAUGGAGUAUCUUACUCACUGAGUGGCCACGCAUACAGAACAUGUAAACACACAAACAGACAAACCCACACCUUGUCCCAGUUUGCAAAACUUUUCAGAACCCUUACAAGUUUCUCAUCUUCUUGCCAUGCACUUCCAAUUUUGUUCAUAUAAAUAGCUUGGAUUCAAUUCAACGCUGCACACUGAGGGUUUCAUUACAAUUAGCUGAAUAUUACAAAAAUAUUUGUUAUCUUUUGUGUAUAUCUAACUGUAAAAAAGAAAAGAAAAAGAAAAAAGACUAGAGGAAGAAAAUCUCUGUCAUGGAUAUUUGUACAGUGCAGGGCAGUGGAAAGUUCAAGGAGAGGGGGAAGAUCUUGUCUAUUCUUAGAUUUCUUAACUUCUGGUGAGUUCUGUCGAGGUCGUUUAUCACUGCAUAUGAUGUAGCCAAAAUGAAUACCUGUGUCCUAGGGUUGUGAACAUUUCCACACCAUAACAGGUGCUAUGUAAACAGUGUUGAAUCCUGCCCUGAGAGCAAGCCGUGCAUUUUGUGUGUUCGUUUUGUUUCUGGUUUUCUACCCACGACCUGCAGAAGCCCAAAGCUGCAGCCACUUGUAGCACGACGAAGUUUGAACCUGUAGACGGCAGGGGGCCUGAGGGACAGGUUUUUUUUUUUUUUUUUUAGGCUCAUUCCUCUAGAAGCCAUUUGGUUCUCGAGUAAAAACAAUAAGCUAUCUCUGUAUAUUGCCAAAUUACUUGAAACAAACAGUAGGAUAUGCUGGCAGCCAAAUCACAGCACAUACACACGCACACACAUAUACACACAUAGAUAGAAAAAAAAAAUAAUACCAGGGAUCUGUGUUAAGCUCUGUUGUUUUCUUGUCAUGAGCUUGUGGGGCUUGUUAUGCAUAUAUAGAAUCACUCAGGGGGGGAAAAGGGAGGCUUCCCGUUGAAGUAACAUCAAGUCACAUUCUAAUGGUAUUUUAACAUUUCUUGAUUAAAAAAAAAAAAAACAGUAAUGCUUUGUGUUCGUGAACUUGUAACCUGUGAACUUUUGGCCGUCAAGAUGAAGAGGAAGAAGGAAGAUAAACGUCAGGAUUAAGACUUCACACGGUCUGAUAUUUUUUUGGUUUUGCUGUCAUAGCUUUUUUUUUUUCCUCUUGUUGGACUUCUUGUGAUACCCCUACACACAUCCCCUCAUGGACACGACUGGUGCUCCUGCAGGUGACUUCCUGUAUCUCCUGAGUACAUGUUAAUGUGUGUAUGUGUGUAUCCGUAGAGUUUAUUUCUAAUGAAUUAAUCUCACGAGGAUGUGUAAAUCCCUCACUAUCCCUCAUGGUGCAUACAGCACAGCCGACUGUAUGCAUGUAUGUAUUUAUGCAUUAUGAAUUGUGUGAAAUGCAUAUAUACUCGCUGUAUGUCCUUAUAUACUCAUGUAGUACUUGACCCUUGGAUUUUGUGAUACCUCUGAAGGUAAGGAAGGUAGAGUUGAAGAAAUAAUGAACAACGUUACACGCCGGGAAGGAGGGAACACUGUUACCAGCAAUUUCAUUGUUGAACCAGAUUUUUUUUUAAUGGUGGAAAGCACCAUUGUUGUAGCAUCUGGAGACCCUGGUAUCCCUUCUUUGUGUAUGGAAGUGUAUGCCCAGCUGUGUAUAAUAGUGUACAGAUGUGUGUAUAUCACUUUGAGGCCAAGGCAGAGGAGUGUGUGUGCAUGGUUGGCUAGAAUGAUCUACUGUGCUAUCUGAGGUUUAGUGCAUGACCUAGCUGUACCCCCCUCAACCCCUUCCAAUGGUGCCGUCCUGCGACAGAAAUUGUAACACAGAGAGGAACCCUGUGUCUUUAGCACUCAAACACACACUUUCUAUUUUUAAAAUCAGGGCUUACAGUGCAGCAUUUGCACCAUCCUCCCAUAUUAAUGGGGUUAUUAUUAUUACGAGUGUGUGUACAUGGACGCAGACACAGGGUAAAGCCUCUUUAACGGACGUUCCUCAGCUUCACACUCGUUUUAUUCCACGUGGAGUACAGUAGGUUCACGUCCCGGUGCUCUCAGUGAGCGCUUGGUUAUAACGUCGACGUGGUUAAAGCGUCAUCUGACAACGAGCUGGAAAAAUUUCUUCACCAUGUCACAUUUAAAGCAUUAUUACGUCUUUUGGCAGGGGGAAUCCUGAGCCAUCGCCUGAACUGCUAAAAGCAUUUAAAUUUGUUCACGCUGACUGUACUUACUGAAUAUUUUGAGCAUUUUAACUCCUCCUGUGAAGAAGACGGACAAGGUGAAUCCAGGGAACCCUGUAAUCCUUCCUAUUUAAAGAGGGGUUAUGGAUCCUUGAUAAACUGCUAAUCUCAAUCGCAGGAAGGUGUUCCUUACAUUUUGUACAUUUAGUGUAAAAUGUUUUGGCUAUUCGGGGAGAUAGUUUACACUUAGUCAUAGUGGAGCAGGCAUUCCACACAACCACUCAGUGCUACUGCUUCAAUUUAGGCACAGAUUAUCUCUUCUUGUGCCCAACACACACACACACACACACACACACACACACACACACGAACACAUACCUGCAGCACAACGUGCAAAUUUAAAGCUAAGAGAGGCAAAAAAACAAAAAAAAAAAGAA